Molecule: messenger RNA, 4411 nt
Organism: Gorilla gorilla gorilla (western lowland gorilla)
Lineage: Eukaryota; Metazoa; Chordata; Mammalia; Primates; Hominidae
Gene: NCKAP1
Product: NCK associated protein 1
Exons: 31
Coding region: 210-3596 (1128 amino acids)
Biological process (GO): cell migration; cell projection assembly; cell morphogenesis
Cellular component (GO): SCAR complex
Source: RefSeq, a predicted model, not a curated record
GGGCUGCUGCGGGAGAAGGGGCUCCGAGGAGUCCGCCGCGGCUCGCUCUGUCGCCGGCGCGGGAUUGGGGCGCGAGGGCCAUGGGCGCGCUCUCCUAAGGCGGAGGUCGCGGGCGGGAGGGGAGGAGGCCGGAGAGAGGCUGCUGCGAAGGCCGCGGGCCAGUGACUGGGCGCGAGGCGGCCGGCGGCGGCGGCGGCACCAGCACCACCAUGUCGCGCUCAGUGCUGCAGCCCAGUCAGCAGAAGCUGGCGGAGAAGCUCACCAUCCUCAACGACCGGGGCGUCGGCAUGCUCACCCGCCUCUACAACAUCAAGAAGGCAUGUGGAGACCCCAAGGCAAAACCAUCCUAUCUUAUCGACAAAAACCUGGAAUCUGCUGUGAAAUUCAUAGUCAGAAAAUUCCCUGCUGUAGAAACCCGCAACAACAAUCAACAGCUUGCACAACUACAGAAAGAAAAAUCAGAGAUUCUGAAAAAUCUGGCAUUAUAUUACUUCACAUUUGUAGAUGUUAUGGAAUUUAAGGACCAUGUUUGUGAAUUGCUGAAUACUAUUGAUGUUUGCCAAGUCUUCUUUGAUAUUACUGUAAACUUUGAUUUAACAAAGAACUACUUAGAUUUAAUUAUAACCUAUACAACACUAAUGAUACUGCUGUCUCGAAUUGAAGAAAGGAAGGCAAUCAUUGGAUUAUACAACUAUGCCCAUGAAAUGACUCAUGGAGCAAGUGACAGAGAAUACCCACGCCUUGGCCAGAUGAUUGUGGAUUAUGAAAACCCUUUAAAGAAGAUGAUGGAAGAAUUUGUACCCCAUAGCAAGUCUCUUUCAGAUGCACUAAUUUCUCUUCAAAUGGUAUAUCCUCGAAGGAAUCUUUCAGCUGACCAGUGGAGAAAUGCCCAGUUAUUGAGCCUCAUCAGUGCACCUAGUACAAUGCUUAAUCCAGCGCAGUCCGACACUAUGCCUUGUGAAUACCUCUCUUUGGAUGCAAUGGAAAAGUGGAUUAUCUUUGGCUUUAUUUUGUGCCAUGGGAUCCUAAAUACUGACGCUACAGCACUGAACCUUUGGAAACUAGCUCUUCAAAGUAGCUCUUGCCUCUCUCUCUUUCGGGAUGAAGUUUUCCACAUUCACAAAGCUGCAGAAGACUUAUUUGUAAACAUACGAGGCUAUAAUAAACGUAUUAAUGACAUAAGAGAAUGCAAGGAGGCAGCCGUGUCACAUGCUGGUUCAAUGCACAGAGAAAGACGCAAGUUUUUAAGAUCUGCACUGAAGGAAUUGGCUACUGUUCUCUCUGAUCAACCUGGAUUGCUAGGUCCCAAGGCACUUUUUGUUUUUAUGGCAUUAUCCUUUGCCCGUGAUGAAAUCAUCUGGCUACUUCGUCAUGCAGAUAACAUGCCAAAGAAGAGUGCAGACGACUUUAUAGAUAAGCACAUUGCUGAAUUAAUAUUUUACAUGGAGGAACUUAGAGCACAUGUGAGGAAAUAUGGACCUGUAAUGCAGAGGUAUUACGUGCAGUACCUUUCUGGCUUUGAUGCUGUUGUCCUCAAUGAACUCGUGCAGAAUCUUUCUGUUUGCCCUGAAGAUGAAUCAAUCAUCAUGUCCUCUUUUGUUAACACUAUGACUUCCCUAAGUGUAAAACAAGUUGAAGAUGGGGAAGUAUUUGAUUUCAGAGGAAUGAGAUUAGAUUGGUUUAGGUUACAGGCAUAUACUAGUGUCUCAAAGGCUUCACUUGGCCUUGCAGAUCACAGAGAACUUGGAAAGAUGAUGAAUACAAUAAUUUUUCACACAAAAAUGGUAGAUUCCUUGGUGGAAAUGUUGGUGGAAACAUCAGAUCUCUCCAUAUUUUGUUUUUAUAGUCGUGCUUUUGAGAAGAUGUUUCAGCAGUGUUUGGAGUUACCCUCUCAAUCAAGAUACUCAAUUGCAUUUCCACUACUUUGCACUCAUUUUAUGAGUUGCACGCAUGAACUGUGUCCAGAAGAGCGACAUCAUAUUGGAGAUCGCAGUCUUUCCUUAUGUAAUAUGUUCCUAGAUGAAAUGGCCAAACAAGCUCGAAAUCUCAUCACUGAUAUUUGCACAGAACAGUGUACCCUUAGUGACCAGUUGCUGCCCAAGCAUUGUGCCAAAACUAUCAGUCAAGCAGUGAAUAAGAAAUCAAAAAAGCAGACUGGUAAGAAAGGGGAACCUGAAAGGGAGAAACCAGGUGUUGAGAGCAUGAGGAAAAACAGGCUGGUUGUGACCAACCUUGAUAAAUUGCACACUGCACUUUCUGAGUUAUGCUUCUCUAUAAAUUAUGUACCAAACAUGGUGGUAUGGGAACAUACCUUUACCCCACGAGAAUAUUUGACUUCUCAUCUGGAAAUACGCUUUACCAAGUCAAUUGUUGGGAUGACUAUGUAUAAUCAAGCCACACAGGAAAUUGCAAAACCUUCAGAACUUCUAACAAGUGUAAGAGCAUACAUGACCGUACUCCAGUCAAUAGAAAACUAUGUGCAGAUUGAUAUUACAAGAGUAUUUAAUAAUGUGCUUCUUCAACAAACACAACACUUAGACAGUCAUGGAGAGCCAACCAUUACAAGUCUAUACACAAAUUGGUAUUUGGAAACUUUGUUACGACAAGUCAGCAAUGGCCAUAUAGCAUAUUUUCCUGCAAUGAAAGCAUUUGUGAACUUACCUACAGAAAAUGAAUUAACAUUCAAUGCAGAGGAAUAUUCUGACAUAUCAGAAAUGAGGUCAUUAUCAGAACUACUAGGCCCAUAUGGUAUGAAGUUUCUAAGUGAAAGCCUUAUGUGGCAUAUUUCAUCACAAGUUGCUGAACUUAAGAAACUUGUGGUGGAGAAUGUUGAUGUGUUAACACAAAUGAGGACCAGCUUUGACAAACCAGACCAGAUGGCUGCACUCUUUAAAAGAUUAUCAUCUGUUGACAGUGUCUUGAAGAGGAUGACAAUAAUUGGUGUAAUUUUAUCCUUCCGAUCAUUGGCACAAGAAGCACUUAGAGAUGUCUUAUCCUACCACAUUCCUUUUCUUGUAAGUUCAAUCGAAGAUUUUAAGGAUCACAUUCCAAGGGAAACUGAUAUGAAGGUUGCAAUGAAUGUGUAUGAGUUAUCAUCAGCUGCCGGAUUACCUUGUGAGAUUGAUCCUGCAUUGGUCGUAGCUCUUUCUUCACAAAAAUCGGAAAACAUUAGUCCAGAAGAAGAGUAUAAAAUUGCCUGCCUUCUCAUGGUGUUUGUGGCAGUUUCUUUGCCAACACUGGCCAGUAAUGUGAUGUCUCAGUACAGCCCUGCUAUAGAAGGGCAUUGCAACAACAUACAUUGCUUGGCCAAAGCCAUCAACCAGAUUGCUGCAGCUUUGUUUACAAUUCACAAAGGAAGCAUUGAAGACCGUCUUAAAGAAUUUCUGGCGCUUGCAUCCUCCAGUCUACUGAAAAUUGGCCAGGAGACAGAUAAAACUACAACAAGAAAUAGAGAAUCCGUUUAUUUACUGCUAGAUAUGAUUGUACAAGAAUCUCCAUUCCUUACAAUGGAUCUUUUGGAAUCUUGUUUUCCUUAUGUCUUGCUGAGAAAUGCAUACCAUGCUGUCUACAAACAAAGUGUUACAUCUUCUGCAUAAAAUUACCUACUUACUCAAGACAAGCACGCAUUUUUGUUGCCUUGGUUUUACCUGUAGACUGUGGAACUAUUUUACCUUAAGACCUGAAAAAGUUUUGUGGAUUAUAAAUUUCUUUCAUACGGUUGUAUUUUCUGAUCAUUGGUUUCUUAAUAUGGUUGUACUACAGUAUACUUGGUUGAUUUAGGUUGCACAUUCACUGAAUUCACUGAGAUUAUUCCUAUAAUUUUAAAGUAUCAUUUAUUUGAAAAACAUACAUUAUCAACAUGUUUUUGAUAUUUGAUAAUGAAAAAAAUCUUUGCUUGUUUAUUUCUGAAAAAGAACUGUAUUUAGUGAUUAUUUUAGAUAGUGAUAUUAUAGCAUUCAUCUGUGUGUAAAUUAUUUCAUAUAGGGAAGAGUUCUGAUCUGUACCUAUGGUUCUUAUUGAAAACAAAAUUGGAUGUGCAUUUCUGUGAUGUUAUGAAUACAUUUCUACUUUAUUUUGAAACAUUUGCCAAACUAAAUACUAGAACACUGUAUAACAUUUAAAAAUGUUAAAGAACUGCUUAGUAUUAGAAGCAGAUGAUUUCCCAAAAUUCUAAAAACAGCAGCAUAUGUUGUUGCUUGUAUAAAGCCUAGCGAUAAUUUUUAGACUAACUUCCAUGGUGCCCUGUUGGCAUUAGCACUACCAUUGUACCCUGCUGUAUAAUAAAAAAUCUUAGACAUUUAUCAACUGUUGAUACAAAUGUUAGUCCCUAACCACUUUUUAUAUAUGUUUUAAAUUUUUGAAAUUCAAGUGUACCUGCCAUAACAUAAAAUAAACACUAGACUGUAUCACA